Molecule: messenger RNA, 2172 nt
Organism: Akanthomyces muscarius
Lineage: Eukaryota; Fungi; Ascomycota; Sordariomycetes; Hypocreales; Cordycipitaceae
Exons: 6
Coding region: 1-2172 (723 amino acids)
Biological process (GO): regulation of DNA-templated transcription; DNA-templated transcription
Molecular function (GO): DNA binding; zinc ion binding; DNA-binding transcription factor activity, RNA polymerase II-specific
Source: RefSeq, a predicted model, not a curated record
AUGGCAGCCGCAACUGGCAACUGGUCAGGUGUGGAGUCCACUGAGGGCUGGGCGCAAUUCGCCCAAUGCAAAAAUGAAAGAUGCGACAGACAAGCACACGCUCUGGGCGACACUAGGCACUACGGAUUGUUCGCCGAAGAGUUCACAUCUGGAAAGAAAAAAACAGGCAAACCCAUUGCCGCCAUGGAUGCGGCUCGCAAACGACAAAAGGUGGCGUCGGCAUGUGAGCGCUGUCGGAAGCGCAAGCUCGGGUGUGACCGCGAGCGACCAUGCCAGGCCUGCGUGCGAGCCGGGGUAGACUGCGUUCCGAGGGACCCAGGUGCUCCCGAUCGAGCUCCGUCAACGUCCAAACGGCCAGCGACGGACACGGAGGACGCGCCGCGGAGCCCUAAUCGGGGCAAUAUCGCCAGCUCCAGCUCGCAAACUUCUGGUGGCGAUUUGGUGCUACCAGAGUCUAGCAUCGUUGAUUUAACCGCCUUGGUGCUGUCAAAAAUGAGCCUCAAUUCUCCGCUAAACCAGGAUACAUCUGCCUUGCCAGGAGGAAACAAGCUCCUCAACUGGGAAUCCCUGGGCCGUCGACACUGGCGGCAAAUUGUCGGCCUGCAGCUCCCCGACGACGCUACCCUAGGCCAAUUUGUUGACAAGUUUUUUGUCUCGGUUGACUGGUUCAUGAUGUUGUUCGAGGAGACCUUAUUUCGCGAGAGAUAUUCACAGCUUCUCGAGUCCAGUCACGUCGUAUACUACGAGGAAAAUUUCCUAUGGCUCACCAUGCUCGUAAUUGCCCUCGGCGCUCAUUAUACGUCUCUUUGUCAAGCUCCGGGACAGUCUCGAACAGAGAUGAAGAAGCUGUCCACCGACAUAAUGGGCCAAAUAGAGGCCAAGUUUCUCCAGUUUAUGGGAUGCGCAACGCUAGAGGCGGUCCAAAUCUCAGUCUUACUUGGAAGCUUUCUGCUUUUCAAUGGGCGACCCAACGUCGGCCUGGCAAUAUCGGCCGCUGGCGUCAAAAUCGCACAGGUCAUCAAUCUUCAUCGCGAAAGCCUUUGGCCAGAUUGCCCCGCGGUUGAGCGGGAGGCGAGACGGCGAACGUGGUGGACUCUAGAAGUCUUUGACAAAUAUUUCGCAAUCGCCUUUGGGCGACCCUGUAUUGUGGACGAUUCAGACUGCAGCGUAGGCAUGAUAACGCAGGUCAGGGCUGGUACUGAUGGUAAUAACGAUAUCGACAUAAAUUUGCAGUUUCACCAGCGCAAGUUCCGUUUAUAUCGAAUUAUGGGACAAUUUCUAGGCCGCCGCCGACAAGUGAACCGAACGGCGACCGUUCAAUCCAUCCAUGAAGAAUUGGCCCAAUGGAGAAACCACCUACCAACCCAGCUGCGCAUUGAGUCGUACCAGGAUAUCCAAGCCGGCCAGGAGAUCUCAAGGCCACAAAUGCAGGCCAUUGCGUUGCAACUGACAUUUGACAACCUACUAAUUGUUCUACACCGCAGCGUUGCCCUUGGCCAGGGCAGCAAGAUACGAACCACCCCGGAAGGGCUGUCCUCGCUCCAGCACCUGAUUGCAGCGGCGCUGAGAACAUCGAACUUACAUCGUUUCCCAAAUUCUCUGCACGCGCUGCGACGUACGCAUGCUAAUAUGCAUGUUGGCAUCACGCUCUUUACCGCAGGCAUCGUUCUCUGCAUUGUGUGCCUGUCGCAGCCUUUAUCCAGCACCAGCCAAGAGGCCAAGAGUGGUGUAAUGCACAUCAUCCGAGCCUGCAAGGAUUCUGCGAAUCCACACAAUGUCGGUUCCAGACAGAGCAUCGCUGUCCUUGAACGUCUUGUUGCUGUGGUGCUACAGCAUGAGAACCAGCUCAUCACUGGGAGCGCAGGAGCUAGUUUUGCUAUGGGAAGCACCGACACCUAUGAUGUGCCUUUGUCAAGUCAAAGCACUGCCGCCGCUGGCCGUGCACCAAUUGAUCUCUCCCAUGUCAGCCAACCAGAAACUCAUUCGUCUCAAAGUGAACUCAAUCCCGGUAUCACAACUACGGCGUCCGCCCUCGAACCGACUGCGAGCGCCACCCUAGAUGGAAUGAACUGGGAUGGCAGUCUUUCUGCAUUGAUGGAUUCUGGCCUGGCUGAUGCAAGUCAAAUGUGGCUAUGGGCACAGGAUGAGGACGAAUUCCCAUAUCCUCAAUGA